Molecule: messenger RNA, 1930 nt
Organism: Drosophila obscura
Lineage: Eukaryota; Metazoa; Arthropoda; Insecta; Diptera; Drosophilidae
Product: spermine oxidase-like
Exons: 1
Coding region: 444-1871 (475 amino acids)
Molecular function (GO): polyamine oxidase activity
Source: RefSeq, a predicted model, not a curated record
UCUUAAUCAUUAAUUUAGCAUGAUUUAAUUAAUUAAAGGACUAUCUAAACAUCGUCUAUAGUAGGGGGUAACUUGUAGUGUGAAGUUGGUUCGCCAUAAAUGAGUAUUUCCCGCGCAAGCCCCUACAUCACCCAUGGGCAGGUUUUUAAUCUUUAUACUUAUUGCUCUUUACAAUGACAAAUUAAAUGGGUAAAAUAAUCAAUAAGAGUGACUAUUCAAAAAGCAUAUGUAAAAUGUGUAUGCUACGCCUUGUUCUGCUCCAUGUGUGCGUUGCAAAACCAGAAUGAGUGCAACCGCAAUGGGGGCAGUCGAAAUGCGUCCUCUGUGGUCUGUGGUGACGGCAAAGCAUCGACAGAAUAGGCCCACAAAAGUCAGCCUUAACUCAAAAAAUCAGUCAGUAUCUAGUCGAUCGUCUGGGCAGCUUGUUUAAUCCUGCUUCAGUCAUGAGCAAGAGCCGAGAAACCGCCCGAAUUGUAGUUGUUGGGGCUGGAGCCUCUGGGAUAGCUGCCGCUACUCGUCUCCUGGAGAAGGGCUUCAAUAACGUGCAGAUCGUGGAGGCUGAGAGCCGCAUUGGCGGGCGCGUACACACCAUUCCAUUUUCGGACAAUGUUGUCGACCUGGGAGCCCAGUGGUGCCACGGAGAGAAGGGGAAUGUCGUCUACGAGCUGGUGAAGGAUCUCCAUCUACUCGAGCGGACUGGAGACUUAUACAGUACGGUACGGUGCGUGCGAUCUAACAAGGAGGAAGUUCCUCAGGAGCUGGCUAUCACCUUAAGAGGAAUUGCCUCGACUUCAGUACCAGACGGUCCGAGUCCAUACGAGGGGUCAGUGGGGGAUUAUCUGACUCAAAAGUAUUGGAAGGAGAUUGACACCCAGCUGCCAUCGGUAGACCGCGCCCUGGCCAACGAGAUGCUGGAAAGCUGCAAGAGAUCCGAAAGCUCUUUAGAGGGCUCCGACAACUUGCUGGAAGUUUCGGGACGCGGGCAUUUAGAAUUCGCCGAAUCUGAUGGCGAUCAGCUGCUCAAUUGGCGCGAUCAGGGCUUCGAGAGAUUCCUUCGACUUCUGAUGAGUGCCAGUGAUCAGACCGAUGACCUUGGAGUGCUCAAGGGACGUGUAAAUUUCCAAAAGAGGGUUACCGAAAUCAACAGCGACUGUCCCAGCAAUUUGAAAGUUCGGUGCUCGGAUGGAGUGACCCUCAACGCAGAUCAUGUCAUUUGCACCGUCUCCCUGGGAGUGCUGCAGGAGCAGCAUGAGACGUUGUUUGUGCCUGCCCUACCUUCAGCCAAGGUUAAUGCGAUUAAAAGCCUCAAACUGGGCACAGUGGACAAGUUCUAUUUGGAGUUUGCGUCACAGCCGUUCCCUAGUGACUGUGCGGGGUUCUACUGUCUAUGGAUGGAGCAGGAUCUGCAGGAGCUACGCAGCUCGGAGCUCUUUUGGCUGGAGAGCAUCAGCGGCUGCCACCGGGUCACCUAUCAGCCUCGCCUGCUGGAGGCUUGGAUUGCGGGUGAGCACGCCCGCCACAUGGAGACGCUCACGGAGGAAAAGGUACUCGAGGGUCUGAACUGGCUUUUCCGUAAAUUUCUCAGCUUCGAUGUGCCUCAGCCUAAACGCUCUGUGCGCACCCAAUGGCAUUCCAAUCCAAACUUCCGUGGCAGCUACAGCUUUCGUACCACACGAGCCGAUGAGCUGAAUACUGGUCCCUGGGAACUGCAGACUCCUGUGAUGUGUGACAAUGGUCACCCAAUCUUGCUGUUUGCGGGCGAGGCCUCGAGCAAGACCCACUACUCCACAGUACAUGGUGCCGUUGAAGCUGGUUGGCGGGAAGCGGAGAGAUUAAAUGAUUUUUACCAAGAUAUUUCUCAUACUCAAUAAAAUUAGUGGAAAGCGUGAAAAUUUUUUUAAUUCUAUGUCAAGCUUGUCCAUGUCGUUGC